GAGAGCUACCUCCUGGGGUUCCAACUAAGCUCACUUUUCUGUGUGAGUGGACAUCUGAGGAGUGAAUACAGAACACACUACUACACCUCAGCUUCAUCUACAGAGUAAGUGGCCAACUGUACUGUUCUGUACUUCUGCUUUUAACUGUGAUCCACUAACUCUAGUAGCUAUAAUUCAGUAAUGUAGUGUGUAGUGAGUAGAGAGUAUGUGUGAGAGGACAGGUUGCUGUGUGCAGCAUGUAUGUGGUUGAAACUGGCCUUUUGGCAUUUAGUUCAUGCACCUAACAAUGAACACCAAGGUGUUAGCACUAAAAUUAAAAAGGUAUUGGUUUUGUGUGUCUGAAUUAGACGUUGUUAUUUCUAUGACCGCCGUAAUGCCAGUCCCACUGGUGUGGUAUUUCAUGGUGCAGUGUUUGUUUUUGUUGACAUUCCACAACUGAUUGGUGGUUGUCUCCUGCCUAUCUUAUAUCUGUUGACUGCAGCUGCACCAAAUCCCAUGUUAAACAAACAUGUUUGGGGGGGAAAACGUGGAAAAACACCACACAAAAACACUACAGUGCCUUCAGAAAGUAUUCAUAUCCCUUGACUUAUUCCACAUUUUGUUGUGUUACAGCCUGAAUUCAAAAUUGAUUCAAUAUAUUUUUUCUCUCUCACCCAUCUACACACAAUACCCCAUAAUGACAAAGUGAAAACAAGUUUUUAGAAGUUUUUGCAAAUGUAUUGAAAAUGAAAUAGAGAAAUAUCUCAUUUACAUACGUAUUCACACCCCUGAGUCAAUACUUUGUCGAAGCACCUUUGACAUCAUGGGGUAUUGUGUGUAGGCCAAUGAAAAAAAAAUCAAAAUGUAAUACAUUUUCCAGUCAGGCUUUAACACAACAAAAUGUGGAAAAAGUCAAGGGGUGUGAAUACUUUCUGAAGACACUGUAUAUGGCAGCAUAAGUGCAUUGGCCCUUGAUACGAAUCCCGUGGCUCUAAACGUCUAGGGUGGAUGGACAUGAGACCCGUAACAUAAUUCAGGCAAAUUAGGAGUGUGACAUGGAACAGUGAGAAAAAACUACGCGACAACCAUAAACUACCGUCAAACAUAAAUGGUUUAUUUCUGAACACACGGUAAAGGUUUGGGAAAAAGGGCUGAGCAGGACCCAAGAAAUGAAACAAUAGUGUAAAACACCCCUAAACUGAUCUUGCCUGCAUCAAGAACCGCUAAGCUACUGCUAAUCAUAAAAAAAAUACAGUGGGUGGUCCGCUCAGGUCUAGCUAGUGUUUAUAGACAGUUCUUUCUACGGGAAAUGUAUGCCCAAGGGCAGCUUGCUUAACUUCCCCUUUUCCCAGAAACACACAAAAUAGCCAAACCGAGUAAUUAGCAAAUUAGUGAGUACACAAUACACAGGACACCACCGUAUCCAUACUCACAUACAAAAAGUAGUCAAACAAAGUUACUAAACAGCGGAACCAGCAACUUAGUGAGUAAACAAAAACAGGACACCACAGUGUCCAUACUCACAUACGGAAACAGUCUCUCUCUAACAAAGUUACCAAACAGAGUAACCAGCAACUUAGUGAGUAAACAAAACACAGGACACCACAGUAUCCAUACUCACAUACGGAAAUAGUCUCUAACAAAGUUACCAAACAGAGUAACCAGCAACUUAGUGAGUAAACAAAACACAGGACACCACAGUAUCCAUACUCACAUACGGAAAUAGUCUCUAACAACUGACCGGCUUUUAAACAAUGGGAUGUGUGAUUGAAAAACCAGCAACAGGUGGUGCAAUGCAGAGGAAUGUUCACUGAUUGGUCCACCUUAGCAAUCAGCAGACACCCCAACGACCACCAAUCAGGAACAUACAGGACACCUGUGAUUAGGGCAGAAGGAGAGGAAAAACACAAAAAGACACAGGAUACCUGUAUCCGUAACAGCCCUUUUUUACUGCUUUACAGUAAGAACACACAGUUUGCAAAUGGUGUGUUAGAGGAACUUGGCUCUGCUUGUGGAAACAUCUGGAAAGCAUUGCUACAUAGGUUUCUUGGAAUAGAGGAGAGUCUUUAUUAGGAGUCUUUUUUGGGAGUAAUGGAGCAAUGCUCACUGACAUUCACAUUCACUUUGUAAUGAGAAAUGGUGGACAACUUGAACCCAGGCAUAUUCCCCUAAAUUUUUCUCCCUACCUCUGUAUCUUUCUCUCUUAAUCGCGCUCUCUCUCUCUCUCUCUCUCUCUCUCUCUCUCUCUCUCUCUCUCUCUCUCUCUCUCUCUCUCUCUCUCUCUCUCUCUCUCUCUUUCUCUCUAUUUCUCUCUCUCUCUCUCUCUCACCAUUCUGAUGUAAAUGCUGAUAAUUUCUCUUCAAACUGAAUAUAAACUCAGAGCACCACGUCUCAAUAUGAUUUAAAUGAAUAGCACAUCUCCUCUAUCUGAUUUAAAAUAGGGCAGUAGAUACAGAACACCAGUAGAGAUUGAAGUAAGCAGAAGUGUAAUUGGAGUCCAAAGUAUAGAUACACAGUAUCCAGAGUACAAGGAAAAGAGCUUGACUGGAAAUCUUGUGUCAUUUACAGAUUUUCUACUUCCUGGGUUGGAUCACUUAGUCGGACAGGUGUGACAGGUAUGACGGCCAACGACCUCCAGCUGAACUCUGAACCCUUGAGGUCGGAGCCUCCCGCCAGAUGCAGGAGCCCUUUCAACAGCAUCAAGGUAGGCUGUGUCACCUCAAAGCUACAUGUAACAUUUCCACCUGCAACUAGCGCCAAAUGUCAAUUACAAACCAGUAGUAGCAAAGGAAUAGAAAUCCAUGACAGUAGCAUAUUUUUUAGAACGCCACACAACAGUGCUGAUUACCAUAAUAGCAUUUUACUAUCCGGCUGUUGCUGUUGUGUGCACAAUUUCCAAAAUUAUUGGUUCUCGUUUAUUACAUGCUACUCCCAGUGGUGUAAAAUACUUAAGUAAAAAUAUUUUGAAGUACUACUUAAGUAGUUUUUGGGGGUAUCUGUACUUUGCUAUAUAUAUUUUUGACUACUUUUACUUUUACUACACUACAUUCCUAAAGACAAUAAUGUACUUUUUACUCCAUACAUUUUCCCUGACACCCAAAAGUACUCAUUACAUUUCAAAUGCUCAGGCAUGACAGCAAUAUGGUCCAAUUGAAGCACCAAUCAAUAUAACGCAUUGUCAUCCCUACUGCCUCUGAUCUGGCGGACUCACUAAACAAAGAUACUGCAUUUGUAAAUUAUUGGUGUGUGGGAGAGUGUCCCUGUCUGUCCGUAAAUGUAAAAAAACAAGAAAUUGCGGUGUCUGGUUUGCUUAAUAUAAGGAAUUUGAUGUAUAUAAUUUACUUUGUACUUUUGACAACUGAAUACUUUUUCUACCACUGUACUUAAGUACAUUUGAAACCAGAUACUUUUAGACUUCUACACAAGUAGUAUUUUACUGGGUGACUUUCACUUUUACUUGAGUCAUUUUCUAUUAAGGUAUCUUUACUUUUACUGAAGUAUGACAAUUUCAUAUUUUUUCCACCACUGGUUACUCCUGUCUCUCACCUCUCACAUCAUUACUCUCAACUUUCUCAGUGAAUGUCAAUGUUCGAGAGGGUAAAUUGACUGAUUUACUAAUAAUAAUUAGUAGUUAUUUAUGAUGCAAGCUGAUUUGUAGAUAAUCUGCAAUGUCGAAAAAGCACAAUUCAUGUAUUGGUCUGCUUUGUGUGUUGUGUUGUCACAGAACUGAGACAAUACCAGGAAGUGAGGACAAAGGUCAAAUCUAUGUCUACAGACUGCUGUUCAGGAGUCCAGAAGAUUUAGACUAGGAUUCUGUGAUGUUAGGGUCACAGAGACAGCCAGCGUGCUAACAUUAAGGAGUUUAACCUACAUUCAUUGACAGGAUAUCCUCAUGUUGUGGGAUUGGAGCCAAAAAAUCUCAAGUCCAUCGUCAGAGAGGAAAGGGAGUGAAUCUUCCUUGUUUUGCGUUCUGAAAUGUAGUUUAUUUCUUAUUGUAGUGAAAACAUUGAUGUGCGUCCUGUAGCCUACUGUGAUUUUCCUCUGUAGCCCCAGGAGGGGUUGUGUUUCCUGGUGUUUUCAGCACAUCCUUGUAGUGUUCCCAUGAGUUAGAAACACAUAAACUUGGCUUCUGUGUGUCUCUUUUUAACUACAAUGUUUUAUGAGCCUACGUUCUCGUGAAUUCACUUGUAAAACAUUAUCUACAGUAGAGUUAAGAUAAGAAACUCUGCAAAUAAAGAAUUACUUUAAAAAGAUUAGGGUUAGGCCAGGGUUCUUCAAUUCCGAUCCUGGAGGGCCGAAACACCUCUGUUUUUCAUCCUCUCCUUCUAAUCAGGGGCUAAUUCAGACCUGGGACACCAGGUGAGUGCAAUUAACUACCAGGUAGAAAUAAAAAACAGAACUGUUUCGGCCCUCCAGGACCGGAAUUGAAGAACCCUGGGUUAGGCAGUUUGUAUUAUAUGUAACACAUUUUGCUCUGGGAGUGAAAAUCCUCAUAAAGUUUCUCAUAGGCCUAUAGAGUGGCCAUUCUAAAGAGAGAAAACCAGACCCUCUUUAGCCCUCCAGGUAACUACAGUAGCGGUAUGUUUUGUUACAUUACAUAAUUUAUUUACAUAAAGGUGAAACAUGACGUGAUUCCACAUAAAGUUCUCCUGAAUAUUUGAAUCAGACUUUUGAGCUUUCUGUAGACCAUUGAUCAGAUCUGUCAUAUUAAUUAUUACUGUAGUAAGCUGGAAACAGUACUUAUUUUUCCUACUACACGUAUCUAUAGUCUGUCAGCCUCUCUCUCCUCUAGUUCUUUGUGCUAUGCCAUGGUAUGCUCCAGCUGGCCCAGCUGUUGGUGUCUGGGUAUCUGAAGAGCUCCAUCUCCACUAUAGAGAGACGCUAUGGCUUCUCCAGCCAGAAGUCUGGCAUCCUGGCCUCAUUCAAUGAGGUGAGCGUGUCAUGCACCCCGCCACUCUACUGGGCUGGUUCAGAUAACAGGGCGAUUUGUUCCAAAUUCAUGCAGGUUCAGAUGAUUCUUUUCAGAAGAUGUACUUUUAAUUUUCACAUGUGAGAGGGUGCACAUGAGUGUGUUAAGGUGUGUGUGUAUGUGUGUGCGUGUGUGUGUGUGUGUGUGUGUGUGUGUGUGUGUGUGUGUGUGUGUGUGUGUGUGUGUGUGUGUAGGUGGGGAACACGGUCCUGAUAGUGUUUGUAAGUUUCUUUGGUAGCCGUGUUCACAGGCCGCGGUUCAUCGGUGGAGGGGCACUGGUGGCCAGUCUGGCUGCUUUGAUGAUGGCCCUGCCUCAUUUCAUCAGUGGCCCCUAUGAGUACACAGUCCACAUCAGCCGUAGGUCACACACACACAAAUGCACACACGUACACACAUUUGUUUGAAUCUCAAAACAGAAAUAGUAGUUAUCACCUAACUUCUAACUCCUUCCUACCUCUACCUUUUUUCCAUAGAAUCCAGGGAUGACAUCUCUGGCCUCUGCCAAUUAGAGAGCUCCUUCCAAACACCCUUGUCCAAUCACAGCUGCAUGCAGCAGGAGAGUCAUGCUCAGCAGGGCGUAUUCCCCCUCCUGCUCCUAGGACAGCUACUCCUGGGAAUCGGCGGCGUUCCCAUCCAACCCUUCGGAAUCUCCUACAUUGAUGACUAUGCCAGCAAGAGGAACUCUCCCCUCUACCUCGGUACAAUCACUGGGAAUGACACAUUCUGUUCCAGGUCUUUGGGGCCAAAACGUCAAUGUUUUUAACUACAAAUCUUUAAGAAGGAGAGUUCCACCAUUCUUCUGUGACGUUCCUGCAGCUUUUGGCUGCACUCAAUCACCUCCAAUACUGGGAAUACUUGCAGGAACAUUAGAGGGAGUGUUAGAUUAAACAUUUCACACAUAACACUGGUGCAGGAUGUGACAAAAAUAGCAAUGAAACAAAAGUGAAUGUAUUGUAUCCACUCAUUGUUUGCUGCUCUCAAGGCUGUGUCAUGUUUAGUCUUUAUAAUAAAAAUUACAAACGAUGAGCAGACUUUCAUUUUCUUUUUAUCAACUUUGAAGUAUGAUCUGGGGAGAAGCAAAUCAUGAGCAAUCUCACUUUAUUUUCUGUUUAACUGUAUUGACCGCACAACAGGAGUGUCUGACUGUGGUUCCCCCCGCAGGUAUUCUCCUGGCUGUCACAUCUAUCGGUCCUGCAUUUGGUUUCAUGAUGGGCUCCUUCAUGCUGCGCUUUUAUGUCGACAUCAACAAGAUGUCCAAAGGUUAGCACACACACUCACACACACACACACACACACACACACACACACACACACACACACACACACACACACACAUACACACACACAUACACACACACAGUCCAGGCGCUCCGCAGAUGUUCACAGCAUGUCUCAUCUGGAGUUGAUAUUGGGAAGGAACAUCCUUACCACACUACUGAAAAUGAGUUUCACCAAAACAUUAUUAGGAUUAGGGUUAACGGUUAGGGUUGAACCAGAAUGUGGACAUAAAGCUAGGGUUAGGGCUGAACCGGGAUGUGGACAUAAAGCUAGGGUUAGGGUUGAACUGGGAUGUGGACAUAAAGCUAGGGUUAGGGUUGAACCAGGAGGUGUCUCUGAGGGGUCUUUGGCUUGGUUUGGCUUGGUUUGCUAACGACCUCUCUCAAAGAGUGCAGUGAAUAAAGUCAGAACAUCUGCUGUCUCAGCCACUGCCUGUCAUCAAGGGAGUACCCCAAGGCUCGAUCCUAGGCCCCACGCUCUUCUCAAUUUACAUCAACAACAUAGCUCAGGCAGUAGGAAGCUCUCUCAUCCAUGUAUAUGCAGAUGAUACAGUCUUAUACUCAACUGGCCCCUCCCCGGAUUUUGUGUUAAACGCUCUACAACAAAGCUUUCUUAGUGUCCAACAAGCUUUCUCUGCCCUAAACCUUGUUCUGAACACCUCCAAAACAAAGGUAAUGUUGUUUGGUAAGAAGAAUGCCCCUCUCCCCACCAGUGUGAUUACUACCUCUGAGGGUUUAGAGCUUGAGGUAGUCACCUCAUACAAGUACUUGGGAGUAUGGCUAGACAGUACACUGUCCUUCUCUCAGCACAUAUCAAAACUGCAGACUAAGGUUAAAUCUAGACUUGGUUUCCUCUAUCGUAAUCGCUCCUCUUUCACUCAAGCUGACAAACUAACCUUGAUUCAGAUGACUAUCCUACCCAUGCUAGAUUACGGAGAUGUAAUGUAUAUAUCGGCAGGUAAGGGUGCUCUCGAGCGGCUAGAUGUUCUUUACCAUUCGGCCAUCAGAUUUGCCACCAAUGCUCCUUAUAGGACACAUCACUGCACUCUAUACUCCUCUGUAAACUGUCAUCUCUGUAUACCCGUCGCAAGACCCACUGGUUGAUGCUCAUUUAUAAAACCUCGUAGGCCUCACUCCCCCCUAUCUGAGACACCUUCUGCAGCCCUCAUCCUCCACAUACAACACCCAUUCUGCCAGUCACAGUCUGUUAAAUGUCCGCAAAACACACACAUCCCUGGGUCGCUCCUCUUUUCAGUUCGCUGCAUUCAAAGACUCAAUCAUGGACACUCUUACUGACAGUUGUGGCUGCUUCGCGUGAUGUAUUGUUGUCUCUACCUUCUUGCCUUUUGUGCUGAUGUCUGUGCCCAGUCAUGUUUGUACCAUGUUAUGCUGCUACCAUGUUGUGCUGCUGCCAUGUUGUGUUGCUACCAUGUUGUUGUCAUGUCGUGUUGCUACCAUGCUGUGUUGUCAUGUGUUGCUGCCAUGCUAUGUUGUUGUCUUAGGUCUCUCUUUAUGUAGUGUUGUGGUGUCUCUCUUGUCGUGAUGUGUGUUUUGUCCUAUAUAUUUCUUUUUAACCCCUGUCCCCGCAGGAGGCCUUUUGCCUUUUGGUAGGCCGGGAUGUGGACAUAAAGCUAGGGUUAUGGUUGAACUGGGAUGUGGACAUAAAGCUAGGGUUAGGGUUAGAAUACAAUAUAGGGUGGGUUAUGUACUAAACGUUGUGUUAGGGUGUUCUCUUUACAUGCCUGAGUUUGAAGCCCUGAAUAAAAUCAGGGGUUAAUGAAGACUAGCUGGAAUAAUGUUCAUGAUAACGACGACGUUAUCUUCACUCCACUGUGAAUUCUAACAAGCAAAUAUUAUUUUAAGAUUGACCUCAUUCUGUGUGAACCAAAGCCACUACAACAGACAUGCUCUCUCCCUGCACCUUAGAAACAGGAUUUACCACAGUCAUGGACCAGUGUCCUGUAUUUCCAGUCUGCUCUCAUUGAUCUCAGCUUUCCAGUUUGAUGCAUCUCAUUUAUCAAGAUGUGAGAGCGUUGUCUAUGACUGGAUAAAUGUUCAAACUGUUCAAACGCCUGCUGAAGUUAAACUAGGUAAUAUUAGAUUAUUCCCCAUUGUUUUGAGGUGUGUGUGUGUGUUUGUGUGUGUGUGUGUGUGUGUGUUGUGUGUGUGUGUGUGUGCCCGUGUGUGUGUGUGUGUGUGUGUGUGUGUGUGUGCCCGUGUGUGUGUGUGUGUGUGUGUGUGUGUGUGUGUGUGUGUGUGUGUGUGUGUGUGUGUGUGUGUGUGUGUGUGUGCCCGUGUGUGUGUGUAUUUCCUCAAGCCUGAACUAGCGCCUUCUGCAAGGCACACACAGUUCAGCUUAAUGGAACAUUACUUUGUCCUUGCAAGAGCAAAUAUUUAGAUAUACAGUGGGGAGAACAAGUAUUUGAUACACUGCCGAUUUUGCAGGUUUUCCUACUUACAAAGCAUGUAGAGGUCUGUAAUUUUUAUCAUAGGUACACUUCAACUGUGAGAGACGGAAUAUAAAACAAAAAUCCAGAAAAUCACAUUGUAUGAUUUUUAAGUAAUUAAUUUGCAUUUUAUUGCAUGACAUAAGUAUUUGAUACAUCAGAAAAGCAGAACUUAAUAUUUGGUACAGAAACCUUUGUUUGCAAUUACAGAGAUCAUAUGUUUCCUGUAGGUCUUGACCAGGUUUGCACACACUGCAGCAGGGAUUUUGGCCCACUCCUCCAUACAGACCUUCUCCAGAUCCUUCAGGUUUCGGGGCUGUCGCUGGGCAAUACGGACUUUCAGCUCCCUCAAAAGAUUUUCUAUUGGGUUCAGGUCUGGAGACUGGCUAGGCCACUCCAGGACCUUGAGAUGCUUCUUACGGAGCCACUCCUUAGUUGCCCUGGCUGUGUGUUUCAGGUCGUUGUCAUGCUGGAAGACCCAGCCACGACCCAUCUUCAAUGCUCUUACUGAGGGAAGGAGGUUGUUGGCCAAUAUCUCGUGAUACAUGGCCCCAUCCAUCCUCCCCUCAAUACGGUGCAGUCGUCCUGUCCCCUUUGCAGAAAAGCAUCCUCAAAGAAUGAUGUUUCCACCUCCAUGCUUCACGGUUGGGAUGGUGUUCUUGGGGUUGUACUCAUCCUUCUUCUUCCUCCAAACACGGCGAGUGGAGUUUAGACCAAAAAGCACUAUUUUUGUCUCAUCAGACCACAUGACCUUCUCCCAUUCCUCCUCUGGAUCAUCCAGAUGGUCAUUGGCAAACUUCAGACGGGCCUGGACAUGCGCUGGCUUGAGCAGGGGGACCUUGCGUGCGCUGCAGGAUUUUAAUCCAUGACGGCGUAGUGAGUUACUAAUGGUUUUCUUUGAGACUGUGGUCCCAGCUCUCUUCAGGUCAUUGACCAGGUCCUGCCGUGUAGUUCUGGGCUGAUCCCUCACCUUCCUCAUGAUCAUUGAUGCCCCACGAGGUGAGAUCUUGCAUGGAGCCCCAGACUGAGGGUGAUUGACCGUCAUCUUGAACUUCUUCCAUUUUCUAAUAAUUGCGCCAACAGUUGUUGCCUUCUCACCAAGCUGCUUGCCUAUUGUCCUGUAGCCCAUCCCAGCCUUGUGCAGGUCUACAAUUUUAUCCCUGAUGUCCUAACACAGCUCUCUGGUCUUGGCCAUUGUGGAGAGGUUGGAGUCUGUUUGAUUGAGUGUGUGGACAGGUGUCUUUUAUACAGGUAACGAGUUCAAACAGGUGCAGUUAAUACAGGUAAUGAGUGGAGAACAGGAGGGCUUCUUAAAGAAAAACUAACAGGUCUAUGAGAGCCGGAAUUCUUACUGGUUGGUAGGUGAUCAAAUACUUAUGUCAUGCAAUAAAAUGCAAAUUAAUUACUUAAAAAUCAUACAAUGUGAUUUUCUGGAUUUUUGUUUUAGAUUCCGUCUCUCACAGUUGAAGUGUACCUAUGAUAAAAAUUACAGACCUCUACAUGCUUGUAAGUAGGAAAACCUGCAAAAUCGGCAGUGUAUCAAAUACUUGUUCUCCCCACUGUAACUAAUAUGGAAGUCAUACACUAUAUAUAAUACAUAUCUUAAGUUAUUUACUUCUUUAAAACGGUGCAUGAUAUGAGAUUAAUUUCUAUGAGAGAAAUCUGCUUUAUUCCCUUUUUGGAGUAAAAUAGGUUCUUAACUGGAAUUUGGGUUCCUACAGCUAGUGUGACCUCAUUCUUUCAGUCAUUCACUUCAGUCAUUCAGAAUGAAUGUGGAGCUUCUCCCAGUGAAAGAGAGUGAUUUCUUCCUGGAAACUGCUAUCAGUUUGACGGAGAUUCAAUGUUCUGUUGCAUGAUACUAAGGGAAAAAACAACUCUUUCUCUUAACACUGUCUAAAAUUGCUCAAAAGGGUAUAACAUUUUGAAACCAGGAACUGUGCUCAGGGAACACUUCCAUACAUACAGUACAUUUGAUUCAAUUGAUUAUUUAAUUUAAUCAUUUAUUGAACAUUUUUAUUGUAUUAUUUAUAAAUAAUGUACUUUGCCACUAGUACAGUAACAUGUCUCUCUCCUGUCUCCUGUCUGCAGAUGAGAUAGGUCUGGAGCAAGGGGACCCUCGCUGGGUGGGAGCCUGGUGGUUGGGCUUUGUCGUGGCAGCCUCCUUCCUCUUCCUCACCUCCCUGCCCUACCUCUUCUUCCCCCGACAGAUGCCCAAAGAGGUGAUGGGAUACCAGCUGAGUCCUUGUCACGGUCAUGAAAUAUAUUUAUGAUUGAUUGACUCUAAUGAAAGUUGCACAAUCUUCUCUUAUAGAAAAUGUGUGGUUCAGAGCAAGUAAGAGUGAUGUGGUUUGACCUUGUUGAAUAAGGUCUUGGCUCAUAUCCAUCAUUCUGAAAGAGAAAUGUUUAGAAGAUUUUGGUUCUAGCACAAAGAAGAAUACUCGUGCCAGGUCUUGCUCAAUAGUGAAAGUGGCUGUAAAUCACAUUAACAUGCCAGAGCAUAACCGGGCGCGCACACACACACAAACACAAACACAGACGCACAGACACACAGACACACACACACACACACAGAGAGAGAGAGACUGUCUCUUGAAUGCUGGAGCUUUAAAAGCUCUAAAGCUUGGCGUGUAACUUGAGUGCACUGCAUUGCACCAUACACUUUACAUUUAAUCAUUUCGCAAUCAGACAAACUAUCUCUUUGCUACAUCAUGUACCCCAGGUCUGUCAAAGGCUAUUAGAGAGAGAUAAUGCAAUACAGGCAGGAUUACAUGUUUACUGUACCGUAUUCACACUCCAAUCUGCUGAAACAAGAGUAAAGUGCAUCAUUGUGGUUCUUCCUCUCCCCUGGUUAGGAAGCUGCAGGCGGUGCCACAGAACCCAGAGCCGAGGAGGAAAAGAAACCACUGCCAGACCCCGUCCAGGAACUCACCCUCACACAGUUCCUCAAAAGUUAGACUCUUUUAUAAGACCGCAUCCGUCUGUUUCCUUUCCAUUUCCCUUCAUUGUGUCUGUGGGUGACUACAUGGCGUUGAGGAUGACGGUCACAGAUGUCAUGAUACUGAUAGUAUAUGAAAAGUAGUUGUGGUGGUCUCUCUCUUCCUCUAUUGUUGCCUCUCAUCCGUUGUUAAGUAUUGUCUGAAGCAGUUAGGUCAUUGGCCGGCAUUUCGGAGAGGAAAACAAACACCUUUCUCGCUUCGCUCGCCUCUUCCAUCUCCCUCUCGUCUCCCUCUCUUUCCCCUCCCCUUCUUUCUCCCAGGCUUCCCCCGUAUCGCUCUACGGACCCUGCGGAACCCCAUCUACCUGUUGGUGGUGCUGGCACAGGUCCACCUGGCAGCUAUGAUAGCCGGCCUUGCCACCUUCAUGGCCAAGUUCAUAGAGCGCCAGUUCACCCAGACCGCCUCCUUCUCCAACAUGAUGAUCGGUGAGAGACACCAUUCGUUAUCUCUGUGGAACAUCCUGGUUUAGAUGAAGGUUAGGGUUUGUCUAAUAAAUUAGAAAUAGAACCAAUGGACCAAAUUAAAAUUCCACUCCAUGGAGAGUGAUUGCUUCAGUCAAAUCUGUGUUUGACAUAUACACACUUAGUACUAGCUGAUAAUAAUUAUGCUUCAGCUCUCCAUGGGUCUAUGAGAAGCACAGAGCGCAUAGAAAACUCCCACAUAAACACUGUGUCCGCGCCCCGUGGAAAUCUAAUUAGCAUAGUACACAAAUACCCAUAAAACUCUGUCAGUUUAAUGAUCAACUGGAGGUAAUCAUUCACAGAAGCUGCCCAGACGAUAAAGACUCCAUUGUAUGUGCAGAGCACCCAUGCCACUCAUGUUUAUAGCCUUGGAAUACAGUAUGUUCUCUUUGAUGAACAGGGGCAAAUCUGGAUGGGAUUUACUUGCCCUUUACUCCAGUGUUGUAGCCAUUUCUUUGGUGGGGAGCAGAAUCUCCAGCAUUAGCACCUGAAGCUGCCAAUAUAUCAACAUUUUCUAUGACAACCAAAUAAGGCCGACCAUUUUUAGGAGGGGGUUAACAGAGCUAGGCAGAGGGGAACCACCCUGCCUAAGUAAGGGGAAACACUGGUUACGUUCCAGGUUGUCUUUCUCAAAGUCGGGAUGCGCACAUCUCACAGUGUUUAAUGUCUCCGGGAACCAUAUUAACAUAGCUAUCUUCUGAGAUGUGCAGGGUGACUGCAAUAAACAUGAUCUGGAACGUGUCUACUGCUUUAAUCUGAGUGACCCUUACUCUUUGAUCUCUGUGUGCCUGUAGGUGGGGUGAACAUCCCUCUGGCGGUGCUGGGCAUCGUGCUGGGUGGGGCUCUGAUGAGGAGGCUGAAUAUCUCUACUAGAGGCUCUGCCCUCAUGUGCACGUCAGCCAUCUUGAUGUGUGUACUCACCGCUCUACCUCUCCUCCUCCUCGGCUGCUCCACACAGAGGGUCACCGGCAUCUACCCCACCAAGUAGGUUGCCGUCUCAAAAGGUUACCCUCACCUCACCACUCUCCUUAAAACAACACUUAAGCCAUAAGUUGCCAUUUUGUACUCUACCAGGUACCAUUUCUCUUACUUCUUCUUCUGUUCUCAGACAGAACAGGUCAUUGGAGUGUAGCUCUGGGUGCUCCUGUCCGACCGAGGCCUUUAACCCAGUGUGUGGCUCAGACGGGGUGGAGUUCAGAUCGCCCUGUCAUGCAGGCUGCAUGACCAAAGUACUGGACAACAGCACCAGCAAAAUCCUGGUAAACCACUACACCUGCCUAUCCAUAAAUGGGCCGAAUCCUAACUUCUCCUGGCCAACCAUUCCCAUUCAAUGAAUCUUCCAUGUAUUAUAUUUGCACAUGAACUUAAAAAAGAAAGCAGAGAGAAAACAAAAUCCCAUUCGCGAAAAAGUGAAAGCAUGAACCACCACAUUUAACCAUGGCAAGGUGACUGGGAAUAUGGCAGAAUGCAAACAGAGUGGUCGUUCCCUCCGCAAGGUAAUCAAACAGGUAAAACGUAAAUAUCGAGACAAAGUGGAGUCACAAUUCAACGGCUCAGACACAAGACGUAUGUGGCAGGGUUUACAGACAAUCACGGACUACAAUAGGAAAGCCAGCCACGUCGCGGACACCAACGUCUUGCUGCCCGACAAGCUAAACAAGCUCUUUGCCCGCUUUGAGGAUAACACAGUGCCACCCGACCCGGCCAGCUACCAAGAACUGUGGGCUCUCCUUCUCCGUGGCCGACGUGAGUAAGACAUUUAAACGUGUUAACCCUCGCAAGGCUGCCGGCCCAGACGGAAUUCCUAGCCGCGUCCUCAGAGCAUGCGCAGACCAGCUAGCUGGUGUGUUUACAGACAUAUUCAAUCUCUCCCUAUCCCAGUCUGCUGUCCCCACAUGCUUCAAGAUGGUCACCAUUGUUCCUGUACCCAAGAAUGCAAAGGUGAACUAAAUGACUAUCGCCCCGUAGCACUCACUUCUGUCAUCAUGAAGUGCUUUGUAAAGUGGUUAUCCCACUGGCUAUAGGGUGAACGCACCAAUUUGUGAGUCGCUCUGGCUAAGAGCGUCUGCUAAAUGACGUUAAUGUGCCCUUGAGCAAGGCACUUAACCCUAAUUGCUCCUGUAAGUCGCUCUGGUUAAGAGCGUCUGCUAAAUGACUAAAAUGUAAUGUAAAUGUUUGAGAGACUAGUCAAGGAUCAUAUCACCUCAACCUUACCUGUCACCCUAGACCCACUUCAAUUUGCUUACCACCCCAAUAGGUCCACAGACGAUGCAACUGCCAUCACACUGCACACUGCCCUAUCCCAUCUGGACAAGAGGAAUACCUAUGUAAGAAUGCUGUUCAUUGACUAUAGCUUAGCAUUCAACACCAUAGUACCGUCCAAGCUCAUCAUUAAGCUUGAGGCCCUGGGUCUCAACCCCGCCCUGUGCAAUUGGGUCCUGGACUUCCUGACGGGCCACCCCCAGGUGGUGAAGGUAGGAAACAACAUCUCCACUUCACUGAUCCUCAACACUGGGGCCCCACAAGGGUGUGUGCUCAGCCCCUCCUGUACUCCCUGUUCACCCAUGACUGCAUAGCCAUGCACGCCUCCAACUCAAUCAUCAAGAUUGCAGACAACACAACAGUAGUAGGCUUGAUUACCAACAACGAUGAGACAGCCUACAGGGAGGAGGUGAGGGCUCUCAGAGUGUGGUGUCAGGAAAAUAACCUCUCACUCAACGUCAACAAAACAACAGAGAUGAUAGUGGACUUCAGGAAACAGCAAGAUGGAGUAACCCCCUAUCCACAUCGAUGGGACAGCAGUGGAGAAGGUAGAAAGUUUUAACUUCCUCGACAUACAUAUCACUGACAAACUGAAAUGGUCAACCCACACAGACAGUGUGGUGAAGAAGGCACAACAGCGGGAGGCUGAAGAAAUUUGGCCUGUCACCUAAAACCCUCACAAACUUUUACAGAUGCACAAUUGAGAGCAUCCUAUCAGGCUGUAUCACCGCCUAGUACAGCAACUGCACCGCCCACAACCGCAGGGCUCUCCAGAGGGUGGUGCGGUCUGCACAACGCAUCACCGGGGGCAAACUACCUACCCUCCAGGACACCUACAGCACCAGAUGUCACAGGAAGGCCAAAAAGAUCAUCAAGGACAACUACCACCCGAGCCACUGCCUGUUCACCCCGCUAUCAUCCAGAAGGCGAGGUCAGUACAGGUGCAUCAAAGCUGGGCCCGAGAGACUGAAAAACAGCUUAUAUCUCAAGGCCAUCAGACUGUUAAACAGCCAUCACUAGCACAGAGAGGCUGCUGCCUACAUACAGACUUGAAAAUCACUGGCCACUUUAAUAAAUGGAACACUAGUCACUUUAAUAAUGCCACUUUAAUAAUGAUUACAUAUCUUGCAUUACUCGUCUCAUAUGUAUAAACUGUAAUCUAUACUAUCGUAAUAAUGUUUACAUAUCUUGCAUUACCCAUCUCAUAUGUAUAUACUGUAUUCUAUGCUAUCUAUUGCAUCUUAGCCUAUGCCGCUCUGACAAUGACAUUGCUCAUCCAUAUAUUUAUAUAUUCUUAUUCCAUUCCUUUACUUCAAUUUGUGUGUAUUAGAUAUUUGUUGUGGAACUGUUAGAUAUUACUUGCUAGAUAUUACUGCACUGUCGGAACUAGAAGCACAAGCAUUUCGCUACACUCACGAUAACAUCUGCUAACCAUGUGUAUGUGACCAAUACAUUUGAUUUGAUUUGAAAUCAUAUAACAUGCAGAAUGGGUGAAUAAAUCCUAGAUGAUGAGUUUCCAGGAAGUAGACAUGUCAGACAGACUCUAAAGGGGCCUCACUUCUGCUUUACUGUCACAGCCGAUGUCUGCUGCAUGGAAAACAGGGUUUAAAGCCAGACUCAGCAUUCUUGAACCAUCACACACACACUUACACUCACAUGCACGCACACACACACCACCACCACCAUCACCAUCACCACCACACAAAGCCUGGGAGAAGAAUAUUACCUUUGCUUGAAGCCAGAGAGAUUGUUUCUUGAUAAUGUCUUUUCAUUGUCUUUAUGAGAUUCUCAUUCAUACCUACUAAUGCCAACAGUUACUGCCAGAUGUAAUGGUGUGAGUCUGAUUGACCGGUGGUUAACGUCAUGUGACUCUCUCUGUCUCUCUGACAGAACUACACAGACUGUGGCUGCAUAGGGGUCAGCGGAUCCUAUGGUUAUGCGUUGCCAGGGACAUGCGGUAGUGGCUGUAAACACCUUCUCCUGCCCUUCAUGGUUCUCUCUGCCCUCACCUGCUUCAUUGCAUCAUUCUCACAGACCCCAUCCUACAUGAUGAUACUGAGGUAG
Messenger RNA from Coregonus sp. 'balchen', 16455 nucleotides. Lineage: Eukaryota; Metazoa; Chordata; Actinopteri; Salmoniformes; Salmonidae. The record is from the annotation of a GenBank genome assembly.